AUGUGGUACGAAAUAUUGCCUUCUCUUGGAAUAAUGCUAGCUUGCGUGGUCGUUUAUCCUCCGAUUCAAAAGAGCUUAGCUUAUCUUUUUUACGGUAGAUGGAGUGGGACGAAUUUCUUCCGCUACAGAUAUGAUUUUGCUCUUCAUGUACGCGAUCGAAACCUUGUCGGUAGACAUCACGUUUUACGGGGUGUUGAAGUUAUUGAGAGUGACUAAACUUCAGUAGCGAUAACAUAUGACAGUUGUCUUCAUCCUUCAUUUAUGACAAUAUAAGUGAUUAUACUCUUCGUCUU
Dicrocoelium dendriticum is the source of this 293-nucleotide messenger RNA. The record is from the annotation of a GenBank genome assembly. Lineage: Eukaryota; Metazoa; Platyhelminthes; Trematoda; Plagiorchiida; Dicrocoeliidae.